Messenger RNA from Linum trigynum, 1849 nucleotides. Lineage: Eukaryota; Viridiplantae; Streptophyta; Magnoliopsida; Malpighiales; Linaceae. The record is from the annotation of a GenBank genome assembly.
UGAAGGGGAAGAGGGAAACUGGCUACUCAAAAGCGUAAAAACAGGCUAUUUGGCUCUCUAUUGUAGUAUUGUAUUUCAGUAUCCUUCCUCAUUAACCGCAAUACUUUGCACAAGAAAGAAAAAAAUCACGAAGAAAUUGUCGCUGCUGGAACUUGCUUCUCUGCCACAGCCUGCGUCCUCCCUCUCGCCUCCCCUGCUUAGAGCUGCCACAAGAAUGAACAGAUUGGUCGCAAGGAGGAAUCUUUACUCGAAUCACGAUCAACUGAAGUUUACAUGGAAGAGAGGCUACUGUAGCGGCGGCGAAGCUGCAGCAGCAGCAGGAUCAAGUGCAUCGUCCGGCCAUCUUAACCAUGAUGAGCAUGGGACUUUCUCUGGAAAUGAGCAACCCUACGACCUUGCCAUUGUUGGCGGAGGCAUGGUGGGAAUGGCCCUAGCUUGUUCCUUGGCAACAAAGCCCCUGACGAAGCACCUGAAAGUUGCCAUUGUUGAUAGCAAUCCUGCUUUGGCUAACAAGCUGUCAAUCAAGAUGGAGGAUCCACCUGAUCCGAGGGUCAGUACUGUGACACCCGCAACCAUUUCUUAUUUCCAAGAUACUGGUGCUUGGCAAUAUGUUCAGCAGCAUCGGCAUGCAUAUUUUGAUAAGAUGCAGGUCUGGGAUUACACUGGCUUAGGAUAUACAACAUACGACGCCAGAGACGUAGACAAAGAUGUUUUAGGGUGUGUUGUAGAGAAUAGAGUGCUUCAUAGUUCUUUGUUAUCGCGUAUUGAGGAUACAGACUUCCAAAAGACGAUCUACCCUUCUAGGUUGGCUUCUAUGAUUCGAUAUCCAAGUUCUUCAGUGAAGGCAGAUGGCAACACUAGAGAAGCAUCAUACGCGAAAGCGGGAUUAGUAAAGCUAGAAAUGAGUGAUGGCAGCAGCCUAUACACGAAGUUGGUGGUUGGAGCUGAUGGGGCGAAGUCACAAGUCAGGAAUCUUGCAGGAUUUAGAACAACUGGGUGGAACUACUCACAGAAUGCCAUCAUCUGUACUGUUGAGCAUUAUGUUGCAAAUCACACGGCUUGGCAACGGUUUUUACCAGAUGGUCCAAUUGCUCUCUUGCCGAUCGGGAAUAAUUUUAGCAAUAUUGUCUGGACCAUGAACCCAGAGCAGUCAUCAGACUUGACGGCGAUGAAUGAGGAUGAAUUUGUAAAAGCUGUAAAUCAUGCUCUGGAUCAUGGAUAUGGCCCUCAUCCAAAGUCAAGCUUCUCAAACGGCACUAACAAGUUUUCAUUCCUUGGGGGAAACUUGACAAUGUCGAUCAAUGAAUCUUUCGAGGUUCCACCAAAGGUUGUGAAGUUGGCUUCCAAGAGAGCUGCAUUUCCCCUGUCCUUGAUGCAUGCUAACGACUACAUAGCAAAACGUAUUGUCCUUAUUGGCGACGCAGCACAUGCUGUUCAUCCUUUAGCUGGUCAAGGAGUUAAUUUGGGUUUCGGAGAUGCAUUUACCCUCUCAAGAAUCAUCGGCGAAGGGGUGGCAGUGGGAACAGACAUUGGGGAGGCCUCACUGUUGAGAAAGUAUGAAGCAGAAAGGAAACCUGCGAACGUGGCAAUGAUGGCUGUCCUGGAUGGUUUUCAGAAGCUAUACUCGGUUGAUUUCGGGCCUCUUAACGCGUUGCGUGCUGCUGCCUUUCAUGCCGCCAACUACAUUUCACCACUCAAGAGGAGUAUCAUCUCCUAUGCCUCGGGAGAGCAGAGAUUACCCAUGUUCCCAUGAAACCAGAGGUGAUGAGACUUCCAGAGUUCUGGAAACAAUCUCGACGAGUAUGUCAUAAGUUGUUGUAUGUCCGUGUAAUAAAUGGUACUUCACUUG